GUUAUACCUCUUGGAAGUUUUACUCAUGCUUGUCAGGAUGACAUAAUAUGUAAAGCUGAAAUGGAAGAUGUUCCAUAUUUUAAUGCACCUAUCUAUUUUGCAAACAAACAACAAAUUGGCAAAAUUGAUGAAAUUUUUGGUACUUAUAGUGAUUAUUUUGUUUCUAUUAAACUAAAUUCAGAAAUAAAAGCUAAGUCCUUUAAAGCUGCUGAUAAGUUGUAUAUUGAUCCUGCAAAAUUAUUACCACUGAAGAAAUUUUUACCACAACCUGGUGGUCAGAAAGGUGGCAGAGGUGGUGUAGGUGGUGGUAGAGGUCGUGGUCGAGGUGGUGGUGGUCGAGGGGGUGGUGGAUUUGGCCGUGGUGGUGGUCGUGGAGGCAGUGGACGUGGUGGCAGUGGUUUUGGACGAGGAGGUGGCGGCAGAGGAUUUGGGGGAGGUGGUCGUGGAGGUGGAAGAGGAGGUGGCCGUGGAUUUAGACGGUAGCUAUAAAUAUAUUUCUGUGAAUAAUUCAUUGUAUUCAUUAUCUGAAUUUCAUUUUCAGAAGUAUUUUAUAAUUUGACAUAUGAUGUAAACAAUAAAAGAAUUGUUAUUUUUCUUAUUGUA
Molecule: messenger RNA, 603 nt
Organism: Daktulosphaira vitifoliae (grape phylloxera)
Lineage: Eukaryota; Metazoa; Arthropoda; Insecta; Hemiptera; Phylloxeridae
Product: H/ACA ribonucleoprotein complex subunit 1-like
Exons: 2
Biological process (GO): ribosome biogenesis; snoRNA guided rRNA pseudouridine synthesis
Cellular component (GO): box H/ACA snoRNP complex
Molecular function (GO): box H/ACA snoRNA binding
Source: RefSeq, a predicted model, not a curated record